UUUAGUUAAACAAAAGAGACUGCAGAUGCAAUCAAAUUUGUAUAACCAAAUUCCAAGUUAUGCCCGCUGGUAUAAAUUGAAUUCGUGUUGAUGUGUUAGAUAACUUACGAUUGAGAUGUAUGGACUAUGGAGUUUUAUUUGUGUGCAGCGGGAAAGUACACGGAGGUUAUCUGCACAAUUAUAAAAGUUGAAAGAAACAACACGUGUCUUCUAGGGUCAAAAAAGGAUGCAGGUGAUGCUGACGUAUCCCCAUCAGUCAUUGAUACUGUAGCGACAACCGAAAACAUAAAACUUGCCUCUUUAGGGAAGGUGGUACUGAUUACUGAAUCUUCCCAACUUCACUCCGUAGACCUUAGAACAUUUUAGUGAUGGCAGAAUCAAGUGAGGUAGAGAUAGUGGGUAAACCUGUCCAAGAUUUGGUUUUGAAUUCUGAAAAUCUGCCAAAAACUUAUAUCUACGAGGAAGGUGGUGCCGGAUUUCGAGAUGCUCUUGUGCCAUCACAGGAUGAGAAUAUUCCAGUGAUCGACCUUCAUCGCCUCUCAUCUCCAUCUACUGCACUACAAGAGCUUGCUAAACUCCAUCAUGCUCUCCAUUCAUGGGGCUGCUUUCAGGCAAUAAACCAUGGGCUGAAAAGCUCAUUUUUGGACAAGGUGAGAGAAGUUUCAAAGCAAUUCUUUCAUCUUCCAAAGGAAGAAAAGCAAAAAUGGGCAAGGGAACCAAACAAUAUUGAAGGAUAUGGCAAUGAUAUAAUAUAUUCAGAAAAUCAAAGGCUUGACUGGACUGACAGAGUUUACCUAAAGGUGCUUCCUGAAGAUGAGAGGAAGUUCAAAUUUUGGCCCCAAAACCCCUAUGAUUUCAGGAGUAUUGUCCUACAGUAUACCGAAAGCAUGCGACUGCUAAGUGAAGUAAUUAUUAAGGCCAUGGCAAAGUCACUGAACUUGGAAGAGGAUUGCUUCCUAAAUGAAUGUGGAGAAAGAGCUGAUAUGUUUCUGAGAUUCAACUACUACCCUCCAUGUCCAAUGCCUGAUCAUGUUCUCGGUUUGAAGCCACAUGCAGAUGGAUCCACCAUAACUUUUCUGUUGCAAGACAAAGAAGUAGAAGGCCUCCAAGUCCUCAAAGAUGAUCAGUGGUUUAAAGUUCCAAUCAUCCCUGAUGCUCUCGUCAUUAAUGUUGGUGAUCAAAUAGAGAUAAUGAGCAAUGGAAUUUUUCGGAGCCCAAUACACAGGGCAGUGAUAAAUUCAGAAAAGGAAAGGCUCACAGUGGCAAUGUUCUGCCUCACGGAUUCAGAGAAAGAGAUUAAACCGGUGGAGAAGCUAGUGAACGAGUCAAGGCCAACGUUAUACAGACCGGUGAAAAAUUAUUCUGAGAUCUAUUUCCAGUAUUACCAACAAGGAAAAAGACCUAUUGAAGCUUCAAAGAUUUAACGAUGAAGCUAAAUACUUCUCGGAUUAAUUAAACAAGACACAGUCUUUUUCUUAUCAGCAGUUAAAUAAUAGAGACUGGAAAAUGUAAUAAAAUCUGCGUAACGAAUUGAAUUCAUGUUGAUUUAUUAGAUAACUUAACAGCUGAGAUGUAUGUACUUUUAUUUUUAUGAUGUGAUCAGUUGAAAAGUACACGGAGGUUAUUAUCCGUGCAAUCAUAGAAGUUGAAAGAUAACUGCAUUUAACUGCAACUUUU
Messenger RNA from Glycine soja, 1677 nucleotides. RefSeq names its product codeine O-demethylase-like. Bases 369 to 1424 code for a protein of 351 amino acids. The transcript is spliced from 5 exons. NCBI's taxonomy places the organism in Eukaryota, Viridiplantae, Streptophyta, Magnoliopsida, Fabales, Fabaceae. The record is from RefSeq and is a predicted model, not a curated record.